Molecule: messenger RNA, 301 nt
Organism: Anopheles darlingi
Lineage: Eukaryota; Metazoa; Arthropoda; Insecta; Diptera; Culicidae
Exons: 2
Source: RefSeq, a predicted model, not a curated record
AAAGGAAGAAUGAAUGCAGAUAUCAACAACAUUUUUCGAUAAAUGGCUGUUCCCUCAUGCCAUUGGCGCUAUAGACGGGAAGCAUAUCAAAAUUAUAAAACCCAAUUCCAGUGGCACCGAUAAUUUUAAUUACAAGGGGUUUUGUAGCAUGGUGUUGCUGGCUAUAGUCGAUGCGAAUUGCAAUUUUUUGUUCGCAGAUUUAAACGAGCGGCACUCCCGAGCACGCAGAACGGUAGAGAUGGCGUUCGGGAUAUUAUCAAGUCGAUUCCGAGUAAUGAAAACCACAAUAGAGCUAGGCCAG